Molecule: messenger RNA, 1040 nt
Organism: Falco peregrinus (peregrine falcon)
Lineage: Eukaryota; Metazoa; Chordata; Aves; Falconiformes; Falconidae
Product: transmembrane protein 126A
Exons: 6
Coding region: 352-984 (210 amino acids)
Biological process (GO): mitochondrial respiratory chain complex I assembly
Cellular component (GO): mitochondrion
Source: RefSeq, a predicted model, not a curated record
GGCGCCCAUGCGGGGGCCGUGAGGUGGGAGGAGCCAUGUUGUAGGCGGUGGGGCCGCCUUGGCGGGAGCGGCGGCACGGCUCGGUGAGGGCGGGAGCGGCUCAAGGUCGUGCGGCUCGGAGCCUGGCCUCGGCGGGAAGGCCGGGAGGAGCAGGUUCGGAGACCCUCCUCCUAGACGGGACAGAAGCGAGAGGCCCACGGCAGGCAGAGGCCCGCUGGUGCCGGGUGAGGGCCUGCCUGCUGCUCCCCGCUCCCCCACGUCCCGCCGGGCCUGAAGCGAAUUGAACACCAGCCUGUAGACAGGCCUUAGAACGCAGCUUUCAGAUUAUAAAAGGCGUUGAAGGACUUGAAGAUGACAGGAAGAGAGUUUCUUGAACUUGAUUCUCCGCAGCAGAGACUAUAUUUGGAAAGAUUUAAGCGGAUGGAAGUCAUACAAAAGAUGCUCGAUGAGCUUCCUAAAGCAGAUCAGAACGUUUGUAAUCACGGAACAUACUUCCUUGCAGCAAAUUCAAGCUUAUGCGGUAUAGCAGCAAAUACCUUAUUCAGGAACAUUCUGCAUGUCAGAAAGGCUUCCUUCGUGUCUUCUUUGCCAAUGGCUAUUAUUCCAUUUCUUUCAACAGCAGCGUUUUAUGAAGUUUUUGUGCGUGAGCCUGUAUUUUCAGGUGACCUAAACUGUGAGGUCUGCGCUGUGGUCAGAGGAGGAUUAACAGGGGCUGUCAUAGGUGGCUUCUAUCCUGUUUUGCUGGCUCUCCCCCUGAACGCAAGCCUUGCAGCCAGGUAUUCUUCAUCUCCCUUACCAGGGAAAGAAAAUCUAUUACGCUACUGGCUCACAACUGCUCGGCCUGUCUUUAGAAAGAUGAGUUUGAUUGUACUUGUGCAGGCUCUAACUGGAUUGUAUCUUGCCACUAAACAUCAUGGAAUAUAUGUCAAAAUCCUGCAGCAGAUGAACACUAGCAGCAGGGAUCCCGAAGAGCUAGAAGCAUGAAAUUAAGCAACAUUUCAAUUGCCUUGGAUAAGUAACCAUAAUAAACAAAGAAAGAA